This is a messenger RNA of Triticum turgidum subsp. durum (durum wheat), 543 nucleotides long. NCBI's taxonomy places the organism in Eukaryota, Viridiplantae, Streptophyta, Magnoliopsida, Poales, Poaceae. The record is from the annotation of a GenBank genome assembly.
AUGAUGUCAAAGCUCAUGCAUGCCAAUCUUGCUAAGCUCCUCUGGUAUUGCCAGGAAGGAGACGAGUGGAUAUUAGUCUAUGAGUGGAUGGAGCGCCAGAGUUUGAAUCUCUACAUUUUUGGGGAAGAAAACGGAUUCCGUUCCUCACUGAAUUGGUCGCAAAGACUGGGAGUAAUUCAUGGGAUUGCCGUAGGCGUUAAAUUUCUUCACGCAGAAGGAUUCAUUCACAGGGAUCUAAAACCUGGCAAUAUACUUGUCAGUGACACGUGGCAUCCCAAGAUAGCGGACUUUGCCACCACGAAGCUGUUUAUCGAUGAGCAGACAAAUCCGACACUAGUACUGACGCCGGGACAUGUCGCUCCGGAGUAUUCAUCGGAAGGGGCCCUGACGUACAAGUGUGAUGUAUAUAGUUUUGAAGUCCUGUUGUUGGAGAUAGUCAGUGGAAAAAGGAGAACAAGCAUUCAAACUUUCCUUCUUCAUGUAAGUCUGCUCAUGACAAAACAUACUCCUCCCUUAUGCAUCCUCUUAAUUUCUUCCCACUGA